Messenger RNA from Helianthus annuus (common sunflower), 591 nucleotides. RefSeq names its product kirola. Lineage: Eukaryota; Viridiplantae; Streptophyta; Magnoliopsida; Asterales; Asteraceae. Bases 9 to 458 code for a protein of 149 amino acids. The record is from RefSeq and is a predicted model, not a curated record. The transcript is spliced from 2 exons. Gene Ontology annotation, biological process: defense response.
AGGAAAAGAUGGCAUUGAGUGGUAAAAGAGUAGCUCAGAUUGAGAUCAAGCCGAAGGGCGACGUUUUUCACAAGUUAUGGAAGGCAAACCCGCACCACAUUCCUAACUUGAGCCCGACUUUAGUUCAAAACUGCCAACUCCAUGAGGGUGAAAUCGGAACCGUGGGCUGUGUACUCCACUGGAACUAUUUGUAUGAAGGAAAAGACUGUGUUGCAAAGACUCGAAUCCUUGCCAUUGACGACGAGAAAAAGUUAACCACCUAUCAGGUAGUUGAAGGCGAUUUUCUCAAACUAUAUAAGAACAUUUAUAUGUAUUGUCAUGUAGAUACGAAGGGUCCAAAUCACGUGGUCACAUGGACAUUUGAGUAUGAAAAGUUAAGCCCUGAUGUUCCUGAUCCAGACGCACUCCUGGACUUUUAUAAAAGGCUCACCAAAGAUAUAGAGACAAAGCAUCUCUAGAAUGAUAAUGUAUGAAAGUCAAAGUCAAAUACCACGAGAGGUGACACUAAAUAAUUGACUUUCAGUGAGUGCAUGUUGUGUUUCCUGAUCAUGUGUAUGUGUUGUGUUUGCUGGAUGCUUUUAUAUGUAAAAG